Messenger RNA from Oncorhynchus keta (chum salmon), 2948 nucleotides. Its product is annotated as NXPE family member 3-like. The transcript is spliced from 6 exons. The record is from RefSeq and is a predicted model, not a curated record. NCBI's taxonomy places the organism in Eukaryota, Metazoa, Chordata, Actinopteri, Salmoniformes, Salmonidae. Bases 743 to 2578 code for a protein of 611 amino acids.
UAUACUAGCCUACUUUAACAGCUAACUAACCAAAAAUACAGUGAGUGGUCCGCCCAGUUCUAACUAGUGUAUUUAACAAAGUCUACCGACGGGUAGUGUAUGCCCAUGGGAGACUUGUCUCGGUUUCCUCUUUUCCCACCAGCAAACAAACAAACACCAUGACCAAAAACAAUACUCACAGGUGAUGACAAAGUGCUAUGGAGGUGCUCAAACAAAAGAGAGGUUAAUACACAACAAGCGCGUGAAACACAGAGUCCUACAGACAUGGCAUUUAAAGAGAGAUUGAGCUCUAGAUCAAACAACUGACAGGGUUUUUAAACCAAGGGAAAGGAACUGUGAUUGGGUAGGAAACAGGAAGAGGUGUGUCUUCUGAUUGAUGAUUGGAUUGGUGACUGAUUGGGGAGUGAUGAUUUUCACCUGUGAGAGGAGAAGGAGAGAAAAGAACACAGGAUACACACACACACACACAGGAUACACACACAGGAUACUGGUAUCCGUAACAAACAACAAUGACAGAUCUAUAACAUACAGUUCUAUGUGAAUUUCGUGGGUUGCCCAAAAAGUUACAUAUUGCAGCUUUAAUCUCUGUCUGGGAAACCAACCACUAGUGUUUAAUAUUGCCACUGUGAAAAUUAGGAAUGCGCAGACAUACACUUUAGGACAGGCAUCUCCAUCAGGUCGAUCGUGAGCUACCAGCUCGCAGCCCACCUAUGAGUAGCUCUCCAAGCAAUUCUGAAAGUACAUGCAUUUUUCACGUGUUGCACCCGCAAACUGUCAUAAACAAGCUUACAAGUAUCAGACACCGCAAACGCUCAGGUACAACCUAAUCAACGCAACGUUGACAUUAUCCCAUCCUUGGGUACUGGAGACUGGGGCCAUGUGGAAGUGCCUGUCCAAAUAUGUCUGCAUCUUCCUCCUGCUGACCCUGUCAGGCGUCUUCUUCCUGUUCCGCAACAUCAGCAUUCUAGAGUGGAAGUUAGACCUAUGCAUCUGGGAACUAUGCAGCAACCACUCAGAGGGCCCUACUCCCCUGGACCACAAUCAAAGCUGUAACCAUCUGAGCCAGGGCCAGGAGCGCACACCUGAGGAAGCUCUGGAGGAGCAAUACCUCCUGGAGUCCAUUGCCUGGCCAGAGCCUCCGCCCCAGCCCCAGCCCAUACCCCUGGAACAGACCAGUGACCCUGCGAACAGCCAUUUUACAGUGCUGCCAGCAGUGGGUGGGAGAGAGUGGCACGUGGGGGACCAGCUGGAGUCUCUGGUCCUAAUGAAAGAUUUCCGGGGACAUCCCAAGAGCCAUGGUGGGGACUUCUUGCUGGCUAGGCUGCACUCCCCAGAGCUGGGGGCGGGCGUUGCAGGACAGGUGUUGGACCACCAGAAUGGGACCUACUCUGCCAUUUUCCUGUUACUGUGGGAGGGGUCUGUACAAGUGAAGGUGACACUAGUUCAUCCUAGUGAGGCAGUUGCUGUUCUACGAAACUUGCGUGAAGAACGGCCCAACCGGGUGCUUUACAAGAGCCUGUUCAAAUAUGGAUUACUGUCUGAGACCACAAUGUGUAACCUUUGUCUGCCGACCAACCAGGAGCCGCUGUGCAAUUACACAGACCCCCACACGGGUGAACCCUGGUACUGCUACAAGCCUAAGCAGCUGCUGAGCUGUGACACACGGAUCAACCACUUCAAGGCAGGCUACCAGAAAGAUCUGAUAACCGACAAAGAAGCACUGCUCUUCCAGAGUGGCGUAAAUCUCAAAACAUGUAUUCGGGCUAAGGGGUCUGCCAGUGUCACUGUGCUGCCUAAGAAGAAAGACAAACCAGAGGUGGAAAGCAACCAUGCAAAGCCAGCGCCUGUCAGGACCACUCCCACUGGGUAUUACUUCCAAGGUUCAUGGCAGUCCCUGGGUGAUGUCGUGAUGCGCCAGUUUAAUGAUCCAACUGCCAUUACUCAGUGUUUGAAGGGCAAGGUGGUGUACAUGUACGGAGACUCCACCGUUAGACAGUACUAUGAGUUCCUCACCAACUUCUUGCCAGAGUUGAAGGAUUUCAACCUUCGAAGUCCGGUGAAGGCUGGGCCCUUCAUGGCGGUGGACAUCCCCCACAAUAUCCUGCUGAAGUACCGCAGCCAUGGCCCCCCCAUCACAUGGACCCCUCUCAGCAUCAGUCAGCUGCGCUAUGUAGCUAAUGAGCUGGAUGGCCUGGCCGGGGGCUCAGACACUGUUGUAGUCAUCAGUGUUUGGGCCCAUUUCUGUACCUUCCCUGUGCAGGUUUACAUUCGUCGACUCCGCCACAUUCGAAGAGCGGUUGUGCGGCUUCUGAACCGGGCUCCGGGGACUGUGGUAGUGGUGCGCUCGGCAAACCUCCGGGCCCAAAGCCUAAAAGAGACCCUCAUCGUCAGUGACUGGUUUUCGGUUCAGUUGGACGGGGUGAUCAAGGCCAUGUUUAGGGGCCUGAAUAUCAAGUUAGUGGAUGCCUGGGAGAUGACCCUUGCCCACCACCUCCCACACAAUAUCCACCCGCACCCUCCGAUCAUUAAGAACAUGAUAAACACUAUCCUCUCUCAUAUCUGCCCAGUGAAGAACUAGCAGAGAAAUUACAUUAUUUCUGGCACAAUUUACAAAAUAACUAGCAUGGGUGGAGCGUUGUCCGACUAGGUUACAUGAUUCAUCACUUGAGCCUGCUAAAUUUUAACAUCUACGAUCAAAAAGUAUGUCUCUACGCAAUUAAGAGUCUAAAUGGCAAUGGCAUCCUACUAGCAUAUCUAGUGACAGAAAGAUCGCCUCAAAUCAACAUGUAGCUUUUGUCCAGGCUGCUCUCUCCAAAUUCCAAAGAUUGCAAUUUAUUGUACAAUGAAAUCGUUUUUUUUCUUACAGUUGUGGUUUUAUUCUUUGUACUGUGCCUCUGCUUUAAAAAGAAAGGAAUUCCCUUUUCAAUAAAAAAAAGCCAUUUAUGGAA